Neltuma alba is the source of this 1842-nucleotide messenger RNA. Its product is annotated as adenylyltransferase and sulfurtransferase MOCS3. Bases 39 to 1445 code for a protein of 468 amino acids. The transcript has 12 exons. Gene Ontology annotation, cellular component: cytoplasm; cytosol. The record is from RefSeq and is a predicted model, not a curated record. Gene Ontology annotation, molecular function: thiosulfate-cyanide sulfurtransferase activity; URM1 activating enzyme activity; adenylyltransferase activity. NCBI's taxonomy places the organism in Eukaryota, Viridiplantae, Streptophyta, Magnoliopsida, Fabales, Fabaceae. Gene Ontology annotation, biological process: tRNA wobble position uridine thiolation.
UCAAACUUCACUGUUUCACUGUUCCUUGGCGCUCGUCAAUGGAGUCCGGGGCUGGGGAUACCGAUGCAUCUCGGAUUCUUGCUGAACUUGAGUCGUUGAGGGAGGCAAAGAGUGUUAUAGAGCAAAGAAUUUCUGUACUUGAGGGUCAACUCCACGAUAUUAAUCUCCGCAAUGACGUAUCGAACUGCGACUCGUGCUCUCCUACCUCCGUUCUCAAUUCGAGCUCCGCGAACGGAUUGUCCCCGGAUAUGAUUUACAGAUACAGCCGCCAGCUGUUGCUUCCUUCUUUCGGCGUUGAAGGGCAGGCAAAUCUCUUGAAGUCAUCCAUUUUAGUCGUGGGAGCUGGAGGCUUGGGUUCUCCUGCCUUGUUAUACCUUGCGGCUUCUGGGGUUGGUCGGCUGGGUAUUGUUGACCAUGACCUUGUUGAGCUGAAUAAUAUGCACAGGCAGGUAAUUCACACUGAAUCAUAUAUUGGUCAGCCAAAAGUGAAAUCUGCUGCUGCUGCUUGUCACAAGAUCAACUCCACCAUUCAAAUUGUGGAACACAAAGAAGCUUUGCGGGCUACCAAUGCAUUACAAAUUCUGAACCAAUAUGACAUAAUAAUAGACGCAACAGAUAAUGCUCCAAGCCGCUACAUGAUCAGUGAUUGCUGUGUAGUUUUAGGAAAGCCUCUUGUAUCAGGUGCUGCACUGGGUUUGGAAGGCCAGCUCACUGUCUACAAUUACAAGGGUGGUCCAUGCUAUCGAUGUUUAUUUCCAACUCCUCCACCUGCUACAGCUUGUCAAAGGUGUGCUGAUAGUGGAGUUCUAGGUGUAGUUCCUGGUGUUAUUGGUUGUCUCCAAGCUUUAGAGGCCAUCAAGAUUGCUGGUGCUGUGGGCGAAUCACUCUCUGGAAGGAUGAUUCUCUUUGAUGCUUUGUCUGCACGGAUCCGUAUUGUAAAAAUUAGGGGAAGGUCUUUGCAAUGUGAAGUUUGUGGAGAGAAUUCAACAUUCACUCAACAGCACUUUCAAGAAUUUGAUUAUGAGAAAUUCACUCAGACUCCAUUGACUGUGUCACCAUUGAAGCUGAACCUUCUUCCUGUGGAAUCAAGAAUUAGCAGCAAGCAAUACGGUGAAAUAAUUAGUAAGAAAGAGCCACAUGUGCUGGUGGAUGUGAGACCAACUCACCAUUUCAAAAUUGUGUCCCUUCCAAAGUCCUUGAACAUCCCACUUUCAACCUUGGAGGCCAGGUUGCCGGAAAUAUCCUCGGCUAUAAAGAAAGAAGAGGACAACGUUGGUGUAGCUUCUGGUUCAAGCGUGCAAUUGUAUGUCGUAUGUCGAAGGGGAAAUGAUUCUCAGCUAGCAGUUCAGUAUCUUCAGAAGAUGGGUUUUGCUUCUGCCAAGGACAUUAUGGGGGGCCUGGAAUCUUGGUCCAAGGAUGUGGACCCAAACUUCGCUUCAUAUUAGCUGAUCGCAGUUUCAAGAAGAAUUCUCAGGAAUGAUUUCAUGGUGCUGCAGAAUCAAGCAGCGCAUCUUAUUCAUUGAACAGACUUGCAGAGAAACAAUUCUCAUCAGUUUUAUUAGGCUCGAUAUAGUGACUUGUUUGAUAGAUUGUUAUGUGCAAUAUUAUAUAAUCGUUUCAAAUACUGAGAUAAUUUUCGUCUAUUGUUGGAAGAGGAGUCCUGAUUCAAUGAAGGGAUAUUGUGCAGAAAAUUCUCAACUAUGGUUCCUUGGUAUAUGUUCCAUGUCGGUCAUUAGAGGGGGGGUAGAGUUGUUUUAUGAAGCCUGAUAAUAGUAUGUCAUUCAAUAGCCAACAUGCGCUUAAUUAUUUUAUAAUCUACGGCUGCAAUAUGUGUUAUCAUUU